AUGACUCAUCAACCAUACUUAAGUCUCUCCAAAUUAAAGAGUUCUCACUCUCAUCACGGUUACCAUAAGAAGCUGAUAUUACAGCUUGAUGAAGAUGACUAAUAACAUAUGCCAAUGUUUCAUCAAAAUACGAGCAAGAGUAGACAUCUCGAAAAGGGAACCCUCUCGAGGUCGAAAAUUCAGAAUAUUGCUUAAUUAUAAGACAUGUUUAAGCAAUUCAAGCAUUUUAAAUGCUCUCUUCAAGCAUAGUCUCCAGUGAUUCAGAUGAUGAAAUCAAGUCAGAUCUCAAAGAAACCUCAAUCCUAAUCGAAGAGUACAUUGGAUGCAAAAGAGGUAUCAUUUGAGGACAAACAGAAAAUGAUGAUUUAAACACGCAAGACUAUGUAUCGAAUAGUGAUGGAUAAUAAGUUGCGAAGUUAAUCAAUAAAGGAUUAUGGAUUUAAUUUGAGACCUCUGUUCAACCAAGUGAUAGAAAAAAACGAUAGUGUUUUAGAAUAGAAGAUUCAGGAACAAAGACAAGAAAAGAGGAAAUCUGACUUGUUUUCACGCAGCCCCUUCUCGAAUGCUUACUAUGCAACCAAGGCUCUUUCUAAGAGAUCUCGCAUGAAUGUGUACGAACGUCUAGCACAAAAUCUGCCUGCUGAUUCACGAUUCCACUACGAAUGA
Molecule: messenger RNA, 666 nt
Organism: Paramecium tetraurelia
Lineage: Eukaryota; Ciliophora; Oligohymenophorea; Peniculida; Parameciidae
Exons: 2
Source: RefSeq, a predicted model, not a curated record